AUGAGGGGUAUUUCUGCCCGGGGGAAGCUCCUCGUCGUUGUCAUUGUGGCGAUUCUCACGUGGUUGCUGCGGAGGUACGUGCUGAGAGUUGGACGUUUGUGCGGUGCCAAGCGAAGAUGCGGGGGGAACGGCACGUCAGGCAAGACCGGGAGAGGCAAGCUGCGGCUUGCGCCGAGGAAGGUGGACCUUUUUGUUCAGAAGGCCCGAGAACAGGACGCGUCGGUGGCGGAGACGGCAGAUAUUGUACGGCUAUUUCCAAGGCGCUUUGAAGUUCUGGGCCACGUGGUUGUGGCGAAGCUCAACUCCGGCGUGGCGCGGGAGGAGUUCGCGGUCUACGCCAAGGCGUUUGCCGCGUCCUUUUUUCCGCGCGUUGUCGAUGUUGUGUUGCUGGACACGGAAGGCAUCGAUGGGGAGCUGCGGCUACCAAAGUUGGAGACACUCUGGGCAGAGGACGCCGCGCUAAUAACAAUGCCGAAGGAGUCGUUAAGGUACGCGCUAAAACAGUUUCAGGAACCGUCGUAUAUUUCCCAAGAGGAUUUGAAGCGAUUUGAGGCCUACCCAGAGUCGGUGACGUUCACAACGCACGUGGAAAACGGCAUCCGGUACAGUUUUGACGUCUGCAAGGUGAUGUUCUGCAGCGGCAAUGGAACGGAACGCAUGCACUUUGCCGCCGUUAAUGCUAAGGAUGAGGUGGUGGUGGACAUGUUCGCGGGGAUCGGGUACUUCACUGUGCCCCUCGCGAAGUCUGGCUGCGUCAAAGUCAUUCACGCUUUAGAAAAGAAUGAGACAAGCGUGGGGUUUCUAAUGUACAACGCGCUGCAAAACCGGGUUGGGCAUUUGGUUCGUGCGUACUGCGGAGAUAACCGGGAGGUGGCGUCGGAGUUGUGUGGCCAGUGUGACCGGGUGAUCAUGGGUUACAUCCCGUCCUGCAGUGCCUUCCUGCCGCGAGCCAUUUCCUUCUUGAGGCGCUCGCCGCAUGGGGACCCGGCUGGAACGGUUCAUUACCACUUCCUCUCCGAGAAGGCGACGGCUGUGGCGACCGUCAAGCAACACGCGCGGGCGGAGCUAGGCGAGCGGGUCACGGCGUUGAUGCGCGUCACGGAGGUCCGCACAGUGAAGUCGUACGCGCCGAAGCUUUUCCACCACGUCGCGGAUCUCCGCUUCGAGGCGUCGUAG
Trypanosoma conorhini is the source of this 1176-nucleotide messenger RNA. RefSeq names its product tRNA wybutosine-synthesizing protein 2. Gene Ontology annotation, molecular function: tRNA methyltransferase activity. Bases 1 to 1176 code for a protein of 391 amino acids. Gene Ontology annotation, cellular component: cytoplasm. Gene Ontology annotation, biological process: tRNA methylation. The record is from RefSeq and is a predicted model, not a curated record. NCBI's taxonomy places the organism in Eukaryota, Euglenozoa, Kinetoplastea, Trypanosomatida, Trypanosomatidae. The transcript has a single exon.